Corticium candelabrum is the source of this 996-nucleotide messenger RNA. Its product is annotated as S-adenosylmethionine sensor upstream of mTORC1-like. Lineage: Eukaryota; Metazoa; Porifera; Homoscleromorpha; Homosclerophorida; Plakinidae. The record is from RefSeq and is a predicted model, not a curated record. The transcript has 3 exons. Gene Ontology annotation, biological process: negative regulation of TORC1 signaling. Bases 1 to 996 code for a protein of 331 amino acids.
AUGGCUAGUGACGUCGGUCAUGAUAGGAAAGACCUGGUUGCAAUAAUCCAGUCUGUUCACGCGAGUUUGAGGGAAAAUGCUGAGGCGACGUGCGCGGAGGACGCAUGGAAAGAGCAUUGCAGAGAUGAGGAAAUGCUAACAAAGUACCGCGAUGCGAUGAAAGAAUUGGCUACUCAACAUUGGCAACAGUCUGCUGCUAAUGAGAGAAUAACAUGGUGUAUCGAUACAACGAGAGAAUAUUUCAGACGUGGAGGACUUCAACGAGCACUCGAGAAAGACAAGAGACGAAUAGCAUACGAAGAAAGGCAACACAAAUCGGAAGGCUCAGUUUCUAGCAACGGAGCAUGUGUCGAUUGUCCUGAUCUGGAAAUGCCCAGCAAACCGGUCAACUGCUGUGAUCACACGGACAAACUCUGUCUUCUUGAUGUCGGUAGUUGCUAUAAUCCAUUUUCAUCCUACAGCAAGGAACUCAAUGUGAUAGCAAUUGAUAUCAACCCGGCUGACAAAAGUGUUUUAUGUGGAGACAUACUGAGCUUGCAAGUGUCUGAUCCCUUGUCUGAAGGCAGCACGUUUGAUACCGAGUCGCUGUCGACACCGAUUGUCUCUUUCCCACAACAUUAUUUUGAUAUUGUAGUGUUUUGCUUACUGCUAUCCUACUUGCCAUCGCCUCAUCAGCGAUGGAUGUGCUGUACAAAGUCUCACAAACUUCUCAAGACCAAUGGUCUGCUAAUCGUCAUUACUCCCGACUCAAAGCAUCAAAACCGAAAUGUGCCCAUGAUGAAACGAUGGAAGGCUGCCAUUGAGUCUAUUGGUUUCAAAAGGUGGCGAUAUGCAAAACACGACCAUGCUCACUGCAUGGCAUUUAGGAAGCUGGAUGUGCCCAUGGGGCACGAACCAAUACGGGAAGGCCCUAUGUCGCUGACUAUACCACAAGAGUUCAAUUCAUUGGAACGAGAAUGUCAAGGCCACCCGGCAAAGAAAACAAAAGUUGAGUAG